Acipenser ruthenus (sterlet) is the source of this 3378-nucleotide messenger RNA. Its product is annotated as vascular endothelial growth factor receptor 1-like. Gene Ontology annotation, biological process: cell migration; positive regulation of angiogenesis; positive regulation of kinase activity. Bases 41 to 841 code for a protein of 266 amino acids. Gene Ontology annotation, molecular function: ATP binding; transmembrane receptor protein tyrosine kinase activity. The transcript is spliced from 7 exons. The record is from RefSeq and is a predicted model, not a curated record. Gene Ontology annotation, cellular component: signaling receptor complex. Lineage: Eukaryota; Metazoa; Chordata; Actinopteri; Acipenseriformes; Acipenseridae.
UUUCUUCUACUCUCUACAGGCCAGGCUUCCUCUGAAGUGGAUGGCCCUGGAAUCCGUUUUUGACAAGCUCUACACGACUCAGAGUGAUGUGUGGUCCUAUGGAGUGCUGCUGUGGGAGAUCUUCUCUUUAGGAGCUUCUCCGUAUCCUGGCGUCCAGAUCGAUGAAGAUUUCUGCCGCAGACUCAAAGAAGGGACAAGAAUGCGAGCUCCGGAGUAUGCAACACCAGAAAUUUAUAAGACCAUGCUGUCGUGCUGGGAGAGUGACCCGAAGGAACGGCCGACCUUUUCUGAGCUUGUGGAGCGGCUGGGGGAUCUGCUUCAAGCCAAUGUGCAGCAGGAUGGAAAAGACUACAUUCCCCUAAAUACCCUCCUGACAUCGAGCAGCCCCGCUGCCUGCUCCAGCUCCUCAUCCUCACACUGCUCUGUGGAGGAAGAGGCUCAGGACUCGGGCUCCACGUUCAGCUAUGAGUGCUCAGGGGGCUUUGGAUACAUGAACACACGGAGGGCACAGGAGUUUAACACAUUCGAAGAGCUCUCGCUGAGGGACAGAGCGCUCCCUCAUCAGGAUUACCAGACGGACAGUGGGAUGGUCCUGGCCUCUGAAGAGUUCAAGUGCCUGAUGUGGAGCAGAGGCAAACCAAGACACUCCUCCUCCCAUUCCUUUGGAUUGAAAGCCGCAAGCAAACGCAAGGAGCCCGUUCAGUCAAACACGUACAUCAGCAGCUGUGCUCUCAGGGAGCAGGACUGUGGAGCAGCCUCCUGCAGCAGCUCCAUGCAGGAACCCUGCUGCUCCCCACCCCCCGAUUACAACGCAGCAGUCUCCUUCUUCCCACCACUAUAAGACCUUUUUUAUUUCCCUUUUUAUAAACAUGUAUUUCUAAGGUAUGUGUUUUACUAACGCCGGCUUCCGGGACCACUUACUGACUGGAGCAGCUCCUUUUCAUACUGCACUUUCUUUAAGGGUUAGAGAACAUCGCCUCGCUCUCCUGGUGUUGUUGCUUUGCUGUGCAGUCUUGCAUUCUUGUUGGCACAGUAUUCUCUAGUCAAAGCCAGCGCAGUUCUGGAUUUCUCUGCUGAUUUCUUUAUGUCAUUUCAGCUUAGCAGUGACUUAGGGGUCACAGCAUGUUACUGGGGAAUCAGCGAGUUGAUUAAUGACAGUAAAGGAGCUGUUGAAGGACAGAUUCUCUGAGCAGCUUUUUUUAUAACAUAAUAUCUCCAGCUGUGGGUUCUAAACUGGGUCUUUGUGAACACUGAGCAGGCAGUGCUGGCAGAGUUGAAAGGUCACAUUGUCAUAUGUUUUUUAAUGGAAUGAGGGAAGGGUGUUCAUUAACCCGUAAACUAGUAAAGGAAAUUAAAAAUGUUAUUUGAUUUGAAGCUACUUACUCAUUAUUACUGGCCUCCCUUUUUAAUGUGUUGAAAAUCUGUUAGUUCUUUGGCUUAAAAAAAAAAAAAAUCAAUUAGUCUUUGCAAAGAACCAAGUGUGUUCAAAACAAGGUAAGGGGAGGAUAAGGGGCAGUGGAUGUGAACCCCUUUGGUACACGAGGAAUUAAGCAGUGGUUCAAACGCUUUCUUAAAGUACAGGGUGAUUAGAAAGUAAGUUUACCACAUCAAUGCACCAUAUCAUUGAGUGGUAAGCUUACUUUCUAAUCACCCUGUCCAUUGUCAAUGAAACUGGUUUGUAGGUUUGCUGUUUAGUAGGCAUGGCUCAGCCUUGACUAAUUUAUAUAUAUAUAUAUAUAUAUAUAUAUAUAUUCAAAUUACAACUGCAGUACAGCUACUAAGUAUUCAAUUAUCUGCGCUUAAUAAUUUUUUAUAUUUUUAUACAAGAAAUAAAAGUGAUGUGCUGUUAGGGCAGAUUAUAACUCAAUAGCUAUUUUACCUUUAAGUUGAUAAUAUCAGUAUUAUUGUGUAUAGGAACAAGAUUAUUUAAUUUUUUUAAACUGUAUUUAAUAAUAAAACUUGUACAGAGACUUUGGAACUCACCCAUGUGUUACCUCUAUUCUCGCAUGUAUAUACGAGUAACGGCUGCAUACUUAGUUGCCCACGGAAGUAAUGUCACUGCAGCAAAAACGGCAUGUGCAAAAAUAAACUGAGGACAGAGGCACAUCCGUGCCACAGCUCUGAAUAUAUCAAUAGAGCUGAUCAGUAAAUACCAUGAAGUGGGCGCAUCAUACAUGGGAUCAGUCAACUACCUUUAGCAGAUGCUGGGUAUGUAACAUCAAUGCGCCACAUCGGUCACUUUUGUUUGUAAUGGUAACUGUUUUGUAGAAGAAAUAUUCAUGGAAGCAGUAACAAACUACAGGGCGUCCAGUCACGCUGUAAAGCCCAGAGUGUAUUUCAUUAUAAAUCACUUGAGAAAUCAUCCUCCGGUAAGGGGCUGUCAGAACUCCAGAACCUCUUUUCUGUGUAGAUGUUAUCACGUGCACAGAGCGACAUGUUUCACUCAUAGAAUUCCAGGACCUCUAUUUUUCUGUAUAGAGUUAUCACGCUCACAGAACAUGUUUCAUUCAUAGAAUUCCAGAACCUUUUUUCUGUGUAGAGAUGUUCACGCCCACAGAACAUGUUUCAUUCAUAGAAUUCCAGAACCUUUUUUCUGUGUAGAGAUGUUCACGCCCACAGAACAUGUUUCAUUCAUAGAAUUCCAUAACCUUUUUUCUGUGUAGAGAUGUUCACGCCCACAGAACAUGUUUCAUUCAUAGCAGUUCCCGAGCACACUCUUCAUUUUUGUGAUUGAUGAGGAGUUAUUACAUCAUGUGUACAGGGUGUCUUUAUAUGUUUUAUAGCAGAAAUCAUUUUGAAUGAUUUGAACAGCCAGACACCGCACAAGUGAUGUAUUAAUUAUAGUAUGACCGGACACCAUGGAGUGUGCUAUUGAUCUUAUAAUAUGGCAGAAGAAACACUAGGGGCUCAAUCCUAUUGCACGGUCAUAUAAGGAAUAUGCGAUGGGAUGUUGCUUGCCACUCCACGCCGUUUUAUAAAUAGACAUUACAUACACACACAAACUGUUUUAAUUGUUUUCUGGAAAACAAAAACGGAUCCAUUGCCAGAUAUAAUCUAAGAUGACGGUAUAACAAAAUUAUGUUUUGACAAAAGUCUAAAUGGGGAAUCUUUCACCUCACUAAAACAGGGAAUAAGGAAUUGUUAUUUUAAAGCUGGGACUCAAAAAAGGAAAAAGUGGAACUUGCAAGUAUGUUAUUGCUGUAUUGCACUCAAUAUUCAUUUGUACAUAAAAUAUUUACAUAUUGAGAACUGGAAACUUUUUAAAAUGUAUUAGUAUUUUUUAUCCUUGUAAACAGGAAUAUGCUAAAAAUAAAAUUGUAUAAUUCAUAAAUGUACUACCAAUUAAAUGUAUAUAAUAAAAUAUUUCCAUAUACCAAG